Molecule: messenger RNA, 3302 nt
Organism: Haplochromis burtoni (Burton's mouthbrooder)
Lineage: Eukaryota; Metazoa; Chordata; Actinopteri; Cichliformes; Cichlidae
Gene: htra4
Product: HtrA serine peptidase 4
Exons: 9
Coding region: 77-1480 (467 amino acids)
Biological process (GO): programmed cell death; positive regulation of apoptotic process; proteolysis
Cellular component (GO): extracellular region
Molecular function (GO): serine-type endopeptidase activity; protein binding
Source: RefSeq, a predicted model, not a curated record
CCAGCUCCGUUUAGGUGCAUUACACCUGCAGCCUCUUUAAGAGCACAGAGACUGCUGCAAACUGAUUCUUCACACGAUGAAGAGCCUCGCUUACCUCACGCUUGUGUUCUCUGCAGUCCAUACAGGCCUGCUAAGAGAAAGACAAACCUGCCUACAGGUGUGUGCCACCUCUCAGUGUCCUGCCCCACCGCACGCGUGUUACUACGGCCAGGUAAAGGACGCCUGCGGCUGCUGCGUGGUGUGUGCGGCCGGGGAAGGUGAAGCGUGCGGGAAGCGCAGCAGCGGCCACCUGUCCUGCGGUAACGGGCUGCGGUGCGACUCAGGCCCGGGGAAAGCCGGAGGGUUGCACAGCCUGUGCGUGUGUGCCUCCUCCGGCCCGGUGUGUGGCAGCGACGGCAGGACGUACCCCAGCAUCUGCCGCCUGAGAGCCGAGAACAGGAGAGCCGAGCUCGGAGAGACCUCCCCAGUGUUUUUAAUCCAGAGAGGUCGGUGUGACUCUGGGGCACAGCAUCCGGGAAGUAUACGCUACAAGUUUAACUUCAUUGCAGAUGUGGUGGAUAAGAUUGUCCCAGCUGUGGUACACCUGGAGCUUUUUCAAAGAGUGCCAUUUUCCAGUGAGGAGGUCUCUGUGUCGAGUGGCUCUGGGUUUAUAGUGUCAGAGGAUGGCUGGAUUGUCACAAAUGCUCACGUGCUUACCAACAAACAGAGGAUAAAAGUUGAGUUGAAAAGUGGCGUACAUUAUGAAGCUGCGGUCAGGGAUGUGGAUCAGAAGAUGGACAUCGCUCUCAUCAAAAUCGAUCCAGAUGGUCCCUUGCCCGUGCUGCGUCUCAGCCAGUCCUCAGACCUGCGUCCAGGUGAAUUUGUGGUGGCAGUAGGAAGCCCUUUCUCUCUGCAGAACACUGUCACCACUGGCAUUGUCAGCACUGCCAAUCGCAACAGCCUAGAGCUGGGCUUUAAGGACUCUGACAUGGACUACAUCCAAACUGAUGCCAUUAUAAAUUAUGGAAACUCCGGUGGACCGCUUGUCAACUUGGAUGGAGAUGUAAUAGGCAUAAAUACUCUGAAAGUGGCUGCUGGAAUUUCUUUUGCCAUCCCUGUGGACAGAAUACGUCAGUUUCUUGCCAACUCCUACAACAGACAAGCCAGCAGUGAGCAGAAUCGAAAUUCACUACCAAAAAAGAAAUUCAUAGGUGUCCGGAUGGUACAACUCACACCAUCUUUAAUCCGAGAUCUCAAGGAACGUGAGCCAGAAUUUCCAGAUGUGAGCUCAGGUGUUUACAUCUAUGAGGUAAUACCUGGAACAGCUGCAUCCAGGGGAGGUAUGACUGAUCAUGACGUCAUCAUUGGCAUCAAUGGACACCCUGUCCACACCACUCAGGAAGUGAGCGAUGCCGUCAAGCACAGCACCUCAGUCUUUGUUUUGGUGAGGAGAAAGGAUGGGGAUGUUACGCUAAUGAUCAUCCCUGAAGAAACUGACUGAUACCACUGUCUGUCUGCAAGUAGCUGGGUUUCCAUCCAAUUGUACUGUCCAUUUCCAAAAAGCAGAAGUAUAAGAAUUAGCAGUGCCAAAAUGCCCCAACAUGCUAUUACCUUAGUUUUAUGGUUCCCUUUUAGGAGGGUUACAGUUUCCUCAUCAUACAAAAGAAGAUGUUUUUUGGCAUUUUGGUUCUCAGUUACAGUGUAAUGAAUCUUUGCCUCUUUUACUUUGCUUUCAAAAUUGUCAGAAUUCUGAAACAAUUCACAAGUCCAGAAGAGCAAACAGUUGGAUAUCAGCCACAAGUUGGAAAUUAGCACCACCAUAAGAUCUUUCAAUGAUGUAACAUGUUCAAAACACCAUAGUAGCAUUUAUAAAGAUCUAUGCCUUUUUUUUCUUCAGCUGUUCAUUAGUCACACAGAAAGUUCAGAAAUUCAAUUAAAUCAUCAGAGGUACAAAUGAAUAUUUCCAGUCUCAAGUUAUGAAGUUAUGAGCACACUGCUCAUAAUUCAAGAUUCUUUAUUCGUCACAUGCAUAGUUAUACAAGUAUAACACGCAGUGAAAUGUAACCUGAUACGCUCCUCGACUUGUACAAAAGGGGGCGAGAAGAACAACAUUAUAUAUUAUAUACAUUAGGUGAAUGUGCAGUAGUAGAUUUGUAUGCAGCAAGCAGGUGAAUUCUGUAAAAAAUAAUUUGAUUUAAUUGACAGUACACAUGUCUGGUUAGAUCCAGCUGUUUAAUAGAAAGCUGUAAGAAGGAAAUAGACAGCUAAAGUUAAAUUUGCCAAAACAGGUGUGUUCAAAUUAAUCCCAGUCCAUACAGGGAGGUCUGGAUUUCUUUCCCAGAAAUUUAGAAACAUGUUUAUGUAGUCCAUUCCAUUUGUGCUCCUCAAAUGUAAAAAAAAAAAAUUGUUUUUGCACAAGCAGACAGCGUAACUUUUACUCUGGAUAAUCCACAGACAUCACUGUGAAGAUUUAGAAGUGUUCUUGACAGUGUGUUCUUGGAUUUCUUCAGAGUAAUAAGGAUGCUGGGGUUUUUUUGGAUUAUCAGCCCAUACCCCAUUAAAUUGUGUGUGUUCCAAGUCAGUUUCACACUAAACUCUCUGUAAGGUGUCAUGGGUAUCAUUAACAUCAUUUCCUGCUCUAAUUUGUAGGCAAAUUUCCCCAGAAAUGUUACAGCAAAAUGAAAUAUAAUAAAUAGCUGUGUCAAUGUUGGCUGAAUCAUUGUCAGAAUGUGUAGGUGUUGACACAGUUGUCAGGGGCACCAUCUUAUCAAAAUUGUGCUAUUUUAGUUGUUUUAUUUACUUAUAUUAAAAUCAUUCAGAUUCAUGAAUUCCCUGAAAUAAAAAAUGUAGAAGAAAUUCUUGAAUGCCAUGAAUAUUCAGCAAGUAAACUUCCCUGACAAGGUGGGUAUACUGUGUACCACACAUUGCAGUGAGCCAACAUUUGCAUUUGCACACUUCUAUGUAGUGUCUGAAUUAUGACAUAUACAUUUUGUAGAGCUUUUGAACACACAUUAAAAAAAUUACACUGAAAAUUAUAGUUUAACAUUUAUAAAUAAUAGGACUCGUUGCCUAUUAUGUCAGUGUAGCUGACAACUAGAUUGCUAGAAGUUUCAUUACCAUCACUCCUGACAAUAAAUAUAUUGUCUUCAGGUCAGCUGUUGUAUGGUCCCACCCUUUCCAUGGUGAUCAUUGUGGGUGAAUAAGUGCAUUCAAACUCUCAAGCACAGGCAGUGUUGGGGAGUAACGGAAUACACGUACCGCCGUUACGUAUUUAAAAUACAAAAUAUGAGUAACUGUAUUCCGUUACAGUUACCGUUUUAAAA